CGAGGAUGACAAAAGGAACAUCGAUCCCAAAAUCUUCAUCACUUUAUCGCCUUCACACAUUACCUCACUCUUGACUUGAGGCUAUAAACCCUCGAAACCUAUAUUGCAACAAUUCUACUCCACUGUACCAUCCUUAAAUCCUUUCUCUUUCCUUUUCAAAGCGACAAUCAUGGCAGACCUCGAUCAAACCAUUGUUGAGCAUGAUGUGGAUCAAGCGACCGUUCCUGGACUAGAUGUUGCUGUAGAUCAUGGUGUAGAUCAUUCUGAUCAUGGUCUGGAUCAUGGUAUGAAUCAUCCUGUUGAUCAGAACUUGGAACAUGCUGUUGAUCAGGGCUUGGAUCUCGAGACAGAUGGUUUGGCUGAGCAUAAUGUUGAUCAUGGUAUAGAUCAGAAUGUGGAUCAUGCUAUAGAACAUGAUAUAGACCAUGCAGAAGAUCAGGUGACUGAGACUUUUCAGGUUCAAGAAAAACAAGGGCAUGAUGAGGAUACAGUUGCUGGAAGUGGUGAAAAGAAGUGGCCUGGAUGGCCUGGGGAGAGUGUGUUCCGGAUGUUGGUUCCUGCACAAAAAGUUGGUAGUAUAAUUGGACGCAAAGGAGAGUUUAUUAAAAAAAUAGUUGAGGAGACAAGAGCUCGCAUUAAGAUACUUGAUGGUCCUCCAGGGACAACAGAAAGAGCUGUUAUGGUGUCUGCCAAAGAGGAACCUGAUUCGUCUCUUCCUCCUGCAAUGGAUGGGCUUUUGAGGGUUCACAAACGGAUUGUUGAUGGAUUGGAUGGUGAUUCUUCUCAUGUUCCCUCAGGCACAGGAAAUAAGGUUUCAACAAGGUUGCUGGUUCCAGCCUCACAAGCAGGAAGUUUGAUUGGAAAACAAGGAGGAACUGUUAAAUCUAUUCAAGAAUCCUCUAGUUGUGUAGUUAGAGUUCUUGGAGCAGAAGACCUUCCAGUUUUUGCUCUCCAAGACGAUAGAGUUGUUGAAGUAUUGGGGGAUCCAGCUGGUGUGCACAAAGCUGUAGAGUUAAUUGCUUCUCAUUUAAGGAAGUUUCUAGUUGAUCGUAGUAUAAUUCCAUUAUUUGAAAUGCAUAUGCAAAUGUCAAAUCCUCAAAUGGAGCGCAUGCCCCCUCAUCAAUCAUGGGGUCCACCUCAAGGUCUGCCUCCUCCGAAUGCUGGUGGGGGUCCUGGUUUUGGACAUAAUCCUCAAUAUAUGCCACCUCCAAGGCAAAUUGAGAAUUACUAUCCUCCAGCUGACUUGCCGCCUCCAAUGGAAAAACAACCACAUCAAGGUAUAUCUGCCUAUGGAAGAGAAGCUCCCAUGGGUGUCCAUGCAUCAUCAAAUUCCCAAGCAGCUCCGUCAAUGAUUACACAGAUUACACAGCAAAUGCAGAUUCCAUUAUCUUAUGCUGAUGCUGUUAUUGGGACAGCUGGUGCAAGUAUAAGCUACAUUCGGCGAGCUAGUGGAGCAACUGUUACUAUACAAGAAACUAGAGGUGUGCCUGGGGAAAUGACGGUUGAAAUCAGCGGAACUGCUUCCCAAGUACAAACAGCUCAGCAGCUGAUACAGAAUUUCAUGGCAGAAGCUGCAGCACCAACGCAGCCUCAAACAGGUGGAUCUGCAGAGCAAGGAUAUAAUCCUUAUGCUGCUCAUGGUUCUGUGUAUGCAUCUCCUCCAUCCAAUCAGGGACAUGCUGGCCAUACUGGAGGCUAUGGCUCGGUCUAUGGCACAAAUUACGGGUACUAGGCAGAAGCUAUCCAUUGGUCAUGUGAUUGAGCCUGUAAUGCUUUCUAAUUUAGUUGGUAAAAUUAUCAAAUAAUUUUAUCAAGACAUCUAUAAUGUUGUAUUUUGCUUUGUAUUGAGAUUCUUGGUUAGACCUAGUUACACGUUAGAUCUGUUGUGUGCAUUAGGCUAACCGUAGGAUUGCUAUUACAACAUUUUUUAUUGGCUUGUUACUUUGAACCUGGUCUUAUAUGUGAACCGUGUCACUUGUUCUGCUCUGU
Messenger RNA from Manihot esculenta (cassava), 1989 nucleotides. Its product is annotated as flowering locus K homology domain. The record is from RefSeq and is a predicted model, not a curated record. The transcript is spliced from 7 exons. Gene Ontology annotation, cellular component: cytoplasm; nucleus. Bases 170 to 1732 code for a protein of 520 amino acids. Lineage: Eukaryota; Viridiplantae; Streptophyta; Magnoliopsida; Malpighiales; Euphorbiaceae. Gene Ontology annotation, biological process: regulation of gene expression. Gene Ontology annotation, molecular function: mRNA binding.